Molecule: messenger RNA, 2763 nt
Organism: Dunckerocampus dactyliophorus (ringed pipefish)
Lineage: Eukaryota; Metazoa; Chordata; Actinopteri; Syngnathiformes; Syngnathidae
Product: corticotropin-releasing factor receptor 1
Exons: 14
Coding region: 515-1825 (436 amino acids)
Biological process (GO): cell surface receptor signaling pathway; adenylate cyclase-activating G protein-coupled receptor signaling pathway
Cellular component (GO): plasma membrane; neuron projection
Molecular function (GO): corticotrophin-releasing factor receptor activity; corticotropin-releasing hormone binding; G protein-coupled peptide receptor activity
Source: RefSeq, a predicted model, not a curated record
UGUUAGCAUAGCAUGCCGCCCAUGUGACAGGUGUGUCGUCACGUGGCCUGGAAGAGCCAAUCGAGAGGCCAACAUUCACCCCACACCAACUCACGAACUGACCAAUGACCUCUGAGCAGCCAAAUGCCGCCGUCAUCGCGCGUGUACCGGUGCUUCACGUCAUUGCUCCGACAAGCACAGACGUCAAAAGUAGGGCUUUUCCCGCGCUCGCCCUCAGUCUCGAAGGGGCUCAACGUGGGCGGUGCGUGCAUGCGCGUGUCCGCAGCUGCUCGCCGGCGCGCUACCGCAGCCACAAGCUGGAUGCGUCGGGGCUGGACCGGUGCCGCCGGCAGGGAGGCUCGCUUUGCACAGCCCGACCGGACGAGACCGCGGAGUUCCUCAUGGACACCAGCACACUUUUGGAGGAGACUGCGGCGUGUGCGUGAACGCAACACUGCAGCUUGCCUCCUUCUUCUUCUCCUCCUCCUCUUCCUCGCCCAUCCACCUGGAAGCAUGUGAGGGAAACAUCAGCAACAUGCGCGUCCAGUCCGUGUUCGUUCUUCAGGUGUGCGCUCUCCUCAUCUUCCUCCCGCCGGCCUCUUUGUCGGAGGUGACAUGUGACGCCCUGCUCAUCAUGGCAGCCAACGCCUCCUCACUGCAGCCGUGGUCCACAUGGAACGAGACGCAGAACAACGGAAGCGGUCGAGUGAUUGGCUCAGGGCUGUACUGUGACGCGUCCGUCGACGGCAUCGGUACCUGCUGGCCCCGCAGCGCCGCCGGUCACAUGGUGUCACGACCUUGUCCUGAGAUGUUCUACGGCGUCCGAUACAACACUACCAAUAGCGUGUACAGGAAGUGCCUGGCCAAUGGGACGUGGGCGGCGAAGGGGAACUACUCCAUGUGCAAGGCCAUCCUACACCAGGAGAAGAAAGGUAAGAUGCACUACCAGAUUGCUGUCAUCAUCAACUUCCUGGGUCACUGCAUCUCCAUGCUGGCGCUGCUGGUCGCCUUCUUCCUCUUCCUGUGUUUGAGGAGCAUCCGCUGCCUGAGGAACAUCAUCCAUUGGAACCUCAUCGCCGCCUUCAUCCUCAGGAACACCACGUGGUUCGUGGUGCAGCUCACAAUGAGCCCCGAGGUGCACGAAAGCAACGUGGUGUGGUGCCGCCUGGUUACGGCUUCCUUCAACUACUUCCACUCCACCAACUUCUUCUGGAUGUUUGGGGAAGGGUGCUACCUGCACACCGCCAUCGUGCUCACCUACUCCACCGACAAGCUGCGCAAGUGGAUGUUCAUCUGCAUCGGCUGGUGUAUCCCGUUCCCCAUCAUCGUGGCCUGGGCCAUCGGGAAGCUCUACUACGACAACGAGAAGUGCUGGUUUGGGAAGCGAGCAGGCGUCUACACAGACUACAUCUACCAGGGUCCAAUGAUCCUCGUUCUGGUGAUCAACUUCAUUUUCCUCUUCAACAUCGUCCGGAUCCUCAUGACCAAACUGCGAGCGUCCACCACGUCCGAGACCAUCCAGUACAGGAAAGCCGUGAAGGCCACGCUGGUGCUCCUCCCGCUGCUGGGAAUCACCUACAUGCUGUUCUUCGUCAAUCCCGGCGAAGACGAGAUCUCGCAGAUCGUCUUCAUUUAUUUCAACUCCUUCUUGGAGUCUUUCCAGGGAUUCUUUGUGUCCGUCUUUUACUGCUUCCUAAACAGUGAGGUGCGCUCUGCCGCCAGGAAACGCUUCCAUCGCUGGCAGGAACAACACUCUAUCAGGGCCAGGAUGACCCAGGCCAUGUCCAUCCCCACGUCGCCCUCACGGGUCAGCUUCCACAGCAUCAAGCAGUCCACGUCGCUAUGAACCGUCCACAUGCGCUGGGGGGGGGGCAUGGCCUGACUUUGCUGAAAGACUCUUGAAGGUUUGUGGAUCAGAAGGUGCGACCGAGCUGAGUUUGGAUCCGGAGCUUGACCGUGAAUGUACAGCACCGUCCGUCUGUCAUCUACCCGCCACGACUCCCAAGGACUCUCACAGGACGCGAAUGUUGUCCCCGCUUGGCGUUCCUGAUGCAGGGUCAGCUUGGUGAGGCAUGGCCUUCAUCUUUCCACACAUUCCGCAAGUUCACACCAGAACCAUAUUCCCACCCGGACCAUGCUGGUGACGUGACCAGUGCAGGCGGUGGGGAUUUGGAGAGGGUACCAGCCAGCAGCAGGAUGAGCAGAAUGAAGACCCUUCGGUUUUGGCGGGAAAGCAAACUCCAAAGCUAAGCUGCGUGUUAGCAUCUGUUUUUCCACACUCACCAGCCGCAUAGAGCUAAGCCGUGCUGGAGUUCAUUACUUGCAAGCCGCUCGGAUCGUUAGGCGUAUUGAUCGGAGCGGCUUUAGCUGCGCCAGCGUGCUGCUAGCUAGCGCUCAGCUCGUGAGGGAGCAAACGAGGGUCAAACAAUUAGCGCCGCUCAGGAGGAUUUUAGUUUGGGAAGUUGAAGGCCAUCAUGAGAUCGUGAGAUGUCGUUGUGUAAAUAUUUUCUUGUAAAUGGAUGUGUCAGCAUCUCACCUUCACAUUCCCACCUGCCGUGGCGUCCUGGUCUCCGUGUGUUUUGUUUCCUCCGUGUUUGCCGGUGACACUGCUGUGUUCCUGUCUCGUCAUGUCACGACUUCACUUGCUAGCAAAGUGCUGUUAGCACAUUCUGAUGCACUUCCAGUGAAGAUGUCAAAGCAAAGAUUUGGAUUAUUUAUUGUUAUUUAUUUGCAACUAAAAAUGCUGAGAAAUAAAGCGUGUUGCUUUGACGGAUGUGAAGCGAA